This is a messenger RNA of Arachis stenosperma, 1174 nucleotides long. RefSeq lists its product as uncharacterized. Gene Ontology annotation, molecular function: mRNA binding. The transcript is spliced from 2 exons. The record is from RefSeq and is a predicted model, not a curated record. Bases 46 to 627 code for a protein of 193 amino acids. NCBI's taxonomy places the organism in Eukaryota, Viridiplantae, Streptophyta, Magnoliopsida, Fabales, Fabaceae.
UAAGUUCUAACUACCCGCGUUUGGCGCUGCAUUCUUCUUUCAAUAAUGAGUCGCAAGAGAGACAAACCCUCUUACACUUCUUCCCGCCACGCCCCCUACCCGAAGCGCCGCCGCCCACCGCCGGAGACCGUGCUUCAGGAGCCGGAGGACCGACCAUCCUCGAGGCCUGCGCCCCCGUCCGCGGUGGUCAUUAUGGGCCUUCCCAACGACUGCUCCGUCCUUGACCUCAAGUCCCGCUUCGAGAUCUACGGCCCCAUUGCUCGCAUUCGCAUCGACGGCGACGCGGUCGGAUAUGUCACCUACCGGACCAAGGACUCCGCCGACGCCGCUAUCGCCGCCGGCGCCGACCCGUCCUUUGGAAUUACUCUUCACUCCAAAAAGGUUCAGGUGUUGUGGGCAACUGACCCUCUAGCCAUGUGGAGGGAAGGAAUUGGUAAUAACAACAAGGACAAAGGAUCAAUGUCGAAGCUUGUGCGUGCUGAGGUACCUUUGAGAAGACAUGGAAGGGGUAAUAGACUUGCUUCAGCUAUAGGCAAUACCAGAACCAGUGUCGAUAACGCAGGUAGCUCGGUUCUUGAAGUACCUUUCAAGGGAAGAGAAAUUGUUGCUUAUGAUGAUAUCCUCUGAUCAGUGAAAAUCAUCAUAAUCAAAAGGAUUAUGUUUGUUUCUGUAAUAUCGGUCUCAGUUUUAGGGUUAGGUAUUUAUAAUGUUUCUGUUUAGGAAGAAGUUGCUCAAUUAUGAGCUACUAAGGUGUAACUUUGUGCAAGCUAUUUAUGGAAUUCUAGUUUCGACAAUCAUGGAUUUAAUGGGGUAAAUAUUGAUUACUAUGUAGCAUCUUUUUCAGUUAUUUAGAAUGCAAAUGUGUAAAUUCAUGAUUCUUUUCAUAUGAACCUUGUUGAGUUUCAUGAUGUUACACUGCUGCUUACUCUAAUUUAAUUGUUGGAGUGCUUUUAUAGUGAAGCAGGGGAAUAUUUGUAACUUUUCUUGUAAGCAAUGGACCCAAUUCAAUGAUUCAAUUUGUGCAUGGAAUUAAAGUUUCUCCUCUGCUAGGAUCAUUCAGCAUUCGGCUUUACUCGGGGGAACUUUACAACAUGGUUUAAUUGUUACAUUAGGCAAUAAAUUGUAUAGUUAGUGUAGUCCAUUGUAAAAUUAUGCUUAAUGCACACCUUCUCCA